Cadophora gregata is the source of this 1179-nucleotide messenger RNA. RefSeq lists its product as uncharacterized. Gene Ontology annotation, biological process: lipid metabolic process. Gene Ontology annotation, molecular function: phosphoric diester hydrolase activity. The record is from RefSeq and is a predicted model, not a curated record. The transcript has 2 exons. Lineage: Eukaryota; Fungi; Ascomycota; Leotiomycetes; Helotiales; Ploettnerulaceae. The coding region runs from base 1 to 1179 and encodes 392 amino acids.
AUGAUCAUUUCUUUUGACCGCUCAUCAGUCAUAAUGUUUUUCACAUACCUCACCGUCUUCCUUCUCUCAUCUCUCACACCCCUAUCCUCAGCUUCACCAACUCCCAACUCUCCACGCAAUGUCGAGUCCCAAUCCUCAAACCCCCUCACGCAAUUCGCUCUCCAGAAGGUCUCCCAAGACGCCUCCCCCAUCUUCGGCCCCUACCGCAAAACAACCUCCAAAUUCUCCACCUGGAUGAAAUCUCAACCCGACUCCACGCCCCUCACACACAUGACCCUCCCCGGCACGCACGACACCCAAACUUGGAACUACAGCCAAUCAACCCAGGAGCUCCUCUCCGGCAUCACAUCUCUCGGCGGGCAGCCCGUCUACCCAGCAUCCGUAUUCCGCUGCCAAGAAGACCCGAUAAUUUCCAUGCUUGAUGCAGGGAUUCGGGUGUUCGAUUUGAGGUUUGCGUUCGAUGUUACGAAUUCAACUCUGGUGUUUUGGCAUUCGCAGGCGUUGCAGAGUCAGACGGCGACGGUGGAGGAUGUGCUGUUUGGGUUUUAUAGGUGGUUGGAUGAGCAUCCUAGUGAAGCGGUGUUGAUGUCCUUGAACUAUGAGAGUUCCACUACUAGUGAUGCUGCGAAGAGGUAUUUCGUGCAAAAGAAGAAUGUAUUUGGGACGCUGGGGCAAGCGAGGGGGAAGAUCACGUUGUUGAGACGUUUUGGACUGGAUGCUUUGCCGAGGGAGUAUGAGGAGAAGAUGUUUGGUGUGUAUUUUCCUGCAGGAAAAUGGAGUGAUAAUGGGCGGGAUAUUGAGUUGGUGUAUAAUGAGGAGAGGAACCUGACGGCGUAUAUUGAGGAUUUCUAUGAGACUGGGGCGCUGGCCGGGGAGGGUGCGGAGGCGAAUAUUCAGGCGAAGUUUAAUGCUACGACCGAACAUUUGAGGAAGGCGUCGAGUGGGGAUAGAAAUGGUUUGUUUUGGACAUUUGCAAGUGCGGAGUUUAAUGCUGGGGUGCCGAGUGUGUCGCCGAGGAUUAUGGCGACGGGGAAUGGGACGGAGUACACGCCGCUUGGGGGUGUGAAUCAGAGGUUGGUGCCAUUCCUGAAGAUGAUGAAAGAGAAGCGGUUGGGGAUUGUGAUGUUUGAUUUCUUUGGGACGCCGGGGGAGUUGGUGACGACGUUAUUGAGCUUAUGA